GCUGAAGAUGGAAACAUUGAAUACAAACUGAAGCUGGUGAAUCCAUCCCAGUACCGCUUCGAGCACCUGGUAACACAAAUGAAGUGGCGGCUGCAAGAGGGACGCGGUGAGGCUGUCUACCAGAUUGGGGUGGAGGACAAUGGGCUGCUGGUGGGGCUGGCUGAGGAGGAGAUGCGGGCCUCCCUCAAGACCCUGCACCGGAUGGCGGAGAAGGUCGGGGCCGACAUUACCGUACUCCGGGAACGAGAAGUGGACUAUGAUAGCGACACUCCCCGCAAGAUCACUGAGGUGCUGGUACGAAAGGUCCCUGACAACCAGCAGUUCCUAGACCUCCGUGUGGCCGUCCUUGGGAAUGUGGACUCAGGGAAGUCGACUCUGCUUGGAGUCCUGACCCAGGGAGAGCUGGACAAUGGUCGGGGCCGAGCCCGGCUCAACCUUUUUCGCCACCUGCAUGAGAUUCAGUCUGGCCGAACCUCCAGCAUCAGCUUCGAGAUCCUGGGCUUUAACAGCAAGGGAGAGGUGGUGAAUUACAGCGACUCACGAACGGCAGAAGAGAUCUGUGAGAGCAGCUCCAAGAUGAUCACCUUCAUCGACCUGGCAGGUCACCACAAGUACCUGCACACCACCAUCUUCGGCCUCACCUCGUACUGUCCCGACUGUGCCCUGCUCCUCGUCAGUGCCAACACAGGGAUUGCUGGCACCACAAGGGAACACCUGGGGCUGGCCCUGGCCCUGAAAGUGCCCUUCUUCAUCGUGGUCAGCAAGGUGGACUUGUGUGCCAAGACCACAGUGGAGAGGACGGUACGCCAGCUGGAGCGGGUCCUCAAGCAGCCUGGCUGCCACAAGGUCCCUAUGCUGGUCACCUCUGAGGAUGAUGCUGUCACUGCUGCCCAGCAGUUUGCCCAGUCGCCCAAUGUCACUCCUAUCUUCACACUGUCCAGCGUGUCUGGAGAAAGUCUGGACCUCCUCAAAGUCUUUCUGAAUAUCCUGCCGCCACUCACCAACAGCAAAGAGCAGGAAGAGCUCAUGCAGCAGCUGACAGAGUUCCAGGUGGAUGAAAUCUACACAGUGCCCGAGGUGGGGACUGUUGUUGGAGGGACACUUUCCAGCGGGAUUUGCCGUGAGGGGGACCAGCUGGUGGUGGGCCCCACGGACGACGGCUGCUUCCUGGAGCUGAGAGUAUGCAGCAUCCAGCGCAACCGUUCCGCUUGUCGUGUGCUGCGCGCUGGGCAGGCGGCCACGCUGGCCCUCGGGGACUUUGACCGAGCACUGCUGCGCAAGGGCAUGGUGAUGGUGAGCCCCGAGAUGAAUCCCACCAUCUGCUCGGUGUUCGAGGCAGAGAUAGUCCUACUGUUCCAUGCCACCACCUUCCGCCGAGGAUUCCAGGUGACAGUACACGUGGGCAAUGUACGUCAAACAGCAGUAGUGGAAAAGAUCCAUGCCAAGGACAAGCUGCGGACGGGGGAGAAGGCAGUGGUACGUUUCCGCUUCCUGAAACACCCAGAGUAUCUGAAGGUGGGAGCCAAGCUGCUGUUCCGAGAGGGUGUCACCAAGGGCAUUGGGCAUGUCACUGAUGUGCAAGCCAUUACAGCAGAAGCCCAGGCCAACAUGGGCUUCUGAGUCCUCUAGGCAGGGACAGCUCUACUGCUGUCCUACAAUAUAUAAGGUGACUUGGCCAAGCUGCCCCUGUUGGCGGCUGUGUGUGUUACUAGGCUAGGAGAGGGGGCGCCCUCUGCCACCUACUCCCUGCCACCACCUUUCUGGAGAGGUGCCAAGCUUCAUGUGGCCAGGGGGCAGUCCUGAGAGAGAAGACAGAAUUCAGAGCCAUGCUCAGCAGCUAUGUCCACCUGGUUGGCUCAACAACUCUGGCAACUUUGCCGCUGUCUACUGAGGAAGCCAACACAGCCGCCCCAGCCUCACUUUCAGGACGGCGUGAUUUGCCAGCAUGGUCCCUGCACAUCGAGAAUCGUCAGAAGCUGUCAGGGGUGGUCCUUGAGAGCACUCCUUUUUCUAUACCUCUUUUCAAGGCCAUGUUAAGUUGCCCCCCUCUACCUGAUUGUGGACAGAAGACAUUACUCCUGGCCAUCUGGUGGCCUCGGGCCUGGAGACGCCCAGGGACAGUGAUGGCAGUGCUCUCCCUGUGCAGGCCCAGGGCCUGCUCCUCAGCUUUAUCCCCUCACCGUUCUUCGUUCAAGGGCCGUUUGCCCGGUUCCUCCUUCCGCAAGCCCCACAGGUGCUACUUGUGCUGGCCUGGGCGUGGGGCUGCCGAGCAGAGGCUCGGGUACCUAGGUCAGCUGCACGUCAGUCUCGUCCUCUGCUCUGCAGUCACGCAUCUGUGGCUUUCAUGCUGAAUCAAAUGUUUGACUUUGCUUGGAAUAGUGGCUGAGGGGACCUGACCCAUAGUUCCCCAUCCUGCCACUCCUUCCUGCUCCCACAGAAAAGCCCUCUCUUGUUUUAGUAAUUUGUAGCGAUCAUCCCCUUCCCUCUGUUGCAGGGAACCUGGAGGAAGGGGAAAGACGUAUGCCAUAUCCCUACUCCUUAGGCAUGGAGUUCCUCCUUUCUCUGUUUGUGUCCUGGGUUCCCACGGACUCAGGGAUUUGUUGAUGAGGUUUCUCUGCAUAUACAGAUAUAUAAAUAUGUACAUAUAUAUAUUUAAAUACAUAUAUAUUGUACAGAAUAAAGAUGUUUUAUUGAA
Tupaia belangeri chinensis (Chinese tree shrew) is the source of this 2695-nucleotide messenger RNA. RefSeq names its product GTP binding protein 2 (gene GTPBP2). Gene Ontology annotation, biological process: translational elongation. NCBI's taxonomy places the organism in Eukaryota, Metazoa, Chordata, Mammalia, Scandentia, Tupaiidae. Gene Ontology annotation, molecular function: translation elongation factor activity; GTPase activity; GTP binding. The record is from RefSeq and is a predicted model, not a curated record.